ACGCCGGCAAAGGAAAUCGCAAACCACGUCGAACGGUUCGUCAAGGAAUGUUUCGUCGAAAGUCGAAACACCAGCCGAACUCUGCGCAGAUAGAGCCUGAGAUUUUUCAUUGUACUGUAUCUUUUUUUAAAUUUAAUUCAUUUUCUUAAUACUGUUCUCGUACUUGUCUGCAUUGAAUCACAAUCACACCGCACUUUUAUUGUCUGUGUGCGAAAGCUAGCUGAAUUUGGUUACCUGCUUAACAAAGAAGGACCGGACCGUCUUAACGUUUCUUGAUUACGUGCAUCUAUGUUCUGUUAUCGUUCAAAAGCGGAAUUUACUGACUGUAAAGUUAGCGACCACAGACCACAGGAAACCGGAGGCGAAGCUGUAAGUAUUUGUUUUUUAAAAGUACGGAUAAUGUCGGCAGAAGACGCCCCACCUUUCCCGCUCGAACUAACCAAUUAUGCAACGCAAGAACGCCAAUGGCCAACCACCGGCAACCACAUACUAGCUCAGUACGAUGACACUUCCAUCGUUGUCUACCAAGCCUUCAAACCGUCCAUCGCCAAACAAAUCGUCCACCACCAGUGUUACCAUCAUUCGCAGUGCAUCGCAGCCGGUGUCAGUAUGCAGCGUAUGACAUGGAUUAAGCCCAACUUCCUGUGGAUGAUGUUCCGCUCCGGAUGGGCUAGUAAGCCCAACCAGGAACGAAUCCUGGCCAUCCGUUUAAGCCGCCAAGGGUUCGAAGAAAUACUUAGCGCAGCGGUCAUGUCCCGUGACCUCGAAGGAAAGGGGCAAGGCAAAGAUGACCUGGUGCGCUUACAAUGGGAUCCCGAUCAUUAUCCGGAUGGAACAAAGGUGGGGUGUUAUUCCGAUGGGCGACGAGCGAUCCAGUUAGGGAUCCGCGGGGAAAUGUUUGCCAGGAUGUCGGAGAAGUUUAUCGUCAGGGUGGACGAUGUGACAGAGUUUGUGGUGGCGAUGCGAGAGCGCGUUGGAAAGGAGGAUCUCUUAGUUCCUGUGGAAACGGUAUAUUGUGUUGAAAGUGAAGAACUGGCGAAGAAGAUCUGCAUUACAUCGUGAUCCGUCAUUGUUGUCUCAGUCUGUUCGUUCCCGUGUUUUUAUCAAGUGCAUAUUGAAAAAUAGUUUGUCAUUACAUGCGCUGAUACUGGAGCUGUCGGGACCCCUUCUUUUGAAAUAAAAUUUUAUUUUUCGA
Paramacrobiotus metropolitanus is the source of this 1195-nucleotide messenger RNA. RefSeq lists its product as uncharacterized. Lineage: Eukaryota; Metazoa; Tardigrada; Eutardigrada; Parachela; Macrobiotidae. Bases 289 to 1062 code for a protein of 257 amino acids. The transcript is spliced from 2 exons. The record is from RefSeq and is a predicted model, not a curated record.